AAUAGGAGAAGCGGGAGGAGCGGCGAGCCGCUCAGCCGCCGCGGAGGCUGUUCUCCGGAGAGCAGGCGUGCGGUCCUUGCCCCGCCUUCUUUUCCUUCCCCUCCCAGUGAGUGAUUCAAGGCGUGCGCUUCCCACUUCCUCCCCCUCCGCCUGCCAUUGGAACUAGCAAAGCCGAACAAGUUGCGGCCGUCGAACAGCUGGCGCUCGCCUUCCUCCUCCGCUCCUCUUUUCUCCUCUCUCCAUCCCUGGCCGCCGCCGCCGCCGCCGCCGCCCGGAAGCCUAGAGACCGCCGAGCCCGCAGCCCACGCCGCGGCCGACAUGAGCUUCUUGUUUGGUAGCCGCUCCUCUAAAACAUUUAAACCAAAGAAGAACAUUCCAGAGGGUUCUCACCAGUAUGAGCUCUUAAAGCACGCAGAAGCCACACUUGGCAGUGGCAACCUCCGGAUGGCGGUCAUGCUUCCUGAGGGGGAAGAUCUAAAUGAAUGGGUUGCAGUGAACACUGUGGAUUUCUUCAAUCAGAUUAAUAUGCUUUAUGGAACAAUCACAGAUUUCUGUACAGAGGAAAGUUGUCCGGUGAUGUCAGCUGGCCCAAAAUAUGAGUAUCACUGGGCAGAUGGAACAAACAUAAAGAAGCCUAUUAAGUGCUCUGCGCCAAAGUAUAUUGAUUACCUGAUGACUUGGGUUCAGGACCAGUUGGAUGAUGAGACAUUAUUUCCAUCAAAAAUUGGUGUCCCAUUCCCAAAGAAUUUCAUGUCUGUGGCAAAAACUAUACUCAAACGCCUCUUUAGGGUUUAUGCUCACAUUUAUCAUCAGCAUUUCGAUCCUGUAAUCCAACUUCAGGAGGAAGCACAUCUCAAUACAUCUUUCAAGCACUUUAUUUUUUUUGUCCAGGAAUUCAACCUUAUUGAUAGAAGAGAACUUGCACCACUCCAAGAACUGAUUGAAAAACUCACCUCAAAGGACAGAUAAAAGGACACAGAGCUGUGCAAAUUGUUCCUCAAAUGAAGUGUGUGAAGAGUAUUUGGAUUUUGUUGUGUUUUAUUUUUAUAUCGGUCGUUUUUUGUCUUAGGUUUGGGGGACUUGUUUGGGUUUCUUUUUCUUUAUUCUGAGCAAAUGAAACCAUAUUCUAUUGCUAAAGAAGCCAAGAACCAUUCUCUCUAUAUUUGAUAGGGGUAAGUUUUGUCUUAUUAGCAUAUGAUGUUUGGUUUUUUGUUUUUUUACUUGGUUUGCUUACUUGCAGAAUUUUUGAUAAUACUGUGUGCUAACAGAAAACGCUUGCUGAUUGGACUGCUGACGGAUGGGGGUUCUGUAUUGUGUAAAUUGUGGCCAAUUUCUGAAGUCCCCAAAAGACUUAUGUUUUUAAGUGCCUUGGUAGGCUCACUUCUGAGGUGCAAAGCACAGACAUAGAACUGAACAGGGCUUGAACAAUAUUAGGAUUACUACCCAGGGCACUUACUGAUGCAUGUUUUAAAAUAUCUAUGAUAAAAGCCAUAGUUUACCUAAA
Messenger RNA from Hyaena hyaena (striped hyena), 1504 nucleotides. It is a transcript of the gene MOB1B, whose product is annotated as MOB kinase activator 1B. Gene Ontology annotation, biological process: positive regulation of protein phosphorylation; hippo signaling. The coding region runs from base 319 to 969 and encodes 216 amino acids. Gene Ontology annotation, molecular function: protein kinase activator activity. The record is from RefSeq and is a predicted model, not a curated record. The transcript is spliced from 6 exons. NCBI's taxonomy places the organism in Eukaryota, Metazoa, Chordata, Mammalia, Carnivora, Hyaenidae. Gene Ontology annotation, cellular component: nucleus; cytoplasm.